ACACACACACACACACAUGCAUAUACACAUACUAUUGAAGGUUGGGCAUCAGCCUUAUGGGUAUAGACAUGUGGAUCAGUUCUUUCCAACAUCCCUCUCCCAUCUGUACAUCUCUCUGUUCAGUUAUUAAUAUUUCUGAAUAAUUAUAUUUUAUCUCUUUCAGAUUAAUUCACAAGAGAUUUAAGAAGACGAUUAUCAGCGCAAGGGGCGGGGGCGUGACAGUAGCUACAAAACGACUUUUGGGUCAGUUGCCAAUCUCAGCGCAAUCAUACUCAGCCUCUCCAUAUUUAGACUUAACGCUCUUCUCUUAUGACGACAAAUGGGUAUCUGUGAUGGAACGCCCAAAGAACUGCGCAGAUCAUCCCAUCAGGUUUUAUGGUCGUGACUCCGGCCUCAUCAAGUUCAGUAUUCAUGCUGGACGCGGCAGUCUCUUUGGAUCUUCAACUUCCUUAUCGUCCACUAGAAGCCUUGUGGCCUUUACCUUUCAUCCAGCUGAUCCAUUUACCAUAUCUGUCCAGCGAGCAAAUGCAGAUUAUGUUGUGAACUUCCACUUGAGACAUAAACCAAGUUGACAGGGAUUUUACUCUAAAGUGAUCUUGUGCUUCUUUGGAAUAUAGAUUCCCCCAUAGACGUCACACUCUUUCUUUACUUUUUUAUCUGCUUUUGCUGCCUUUACCUUUAAAAUAAUGUUAGAGAAAUAUAUUAGAUGUGAUGCUUCUAAGGCAAGUCUUAAGGAAAUGUCUUGACUUUCAAAGAUGCAGUCCGUGUAUGGAUGGUUCUUCAAUGUAAAUAUCAAUCUAUAAAGUGUU
Penaeus vannamei (Pacific white shrimp) is the source of this 809-nucleotide messenger RNA. The record is from RefSeq and is a predicted model, not a curated record. NCBI's taxonomy places the organism in Eukaryota, Metazoa, Arthropoda, Malacostraca, Decapoda, Penaeidae.